Molecule: messenger RNA, 954 nt
Organism: Ochotona curzoniae (black-lipped pika)
Lineage: Eukaryota; Metazoa; Chordata; Mammalia; Lagomorpha; Ochotonidae
Product: olfactory receptor 4K2
Exons: 1
Coding region: 1-954 (317 amino acids)
Biological process (GO): G protein-coupled receptor signaling pathway
Cellular component (GO): membrane
Molecular function (GO): olfactory receptor activity; G protein-coupled receptor activity
Source: RefSeq, a predicted model, not a curated record
AUGGAUAUUGCUAACAAGUCUACUGUUUCUGAAUUUAUUUUGCUGGGACUCUCUGAUUCUUGGGAACUACAGAUGUUUUUCUUUACAGUGUUUUCAUUGUUUUAUGUGGCAACAAUGGUGGGGAACAGCCUGAUAGUCAUCACAGUUCUAUGUGACGCCCACCUGCACGGUCCAAUGUAUUUCCUGCUUACAAACCUCUCCAUCAUUGAUAUGUCUCUUGCUUCGUUUGCUACCCCCAAGAUGAUUACAGAUUACUUAAUGGGCCAUAAAACCAUCUCUUUCGAUGGCUGCAUCACUCAGAUAUUUUUCCUGCACCUUUUCACUGGUACUGAGAUUGUUUUACUUAUGGCUAUGUCCUUUGAUAGGUAUAUUGCGAUAUGUAAGCCCCUGCGCUAUGCUUCAAUAAUCAGUCCUCGGGUGUGUGUUGCUUUCGUGGUAGCUUCCUGGAGUGUAGGGAUCAUGCAUUCCAUGAGCCAGGUCAUAUUUGCGCUCACAUUGCCCUUCUGUGGUCCCAAUAAAGUGGAUAGUUUUUUCUGUGACCUUCCUGUGGUGUUUCAGCUGGCUUGUGUGGACACUUACGUUCUAGGUCUCUUUAUGAUCUCAACAAGUGGCAUAAUUGCUUUGUUCUGCUUUAUUCUUUUAUUUAAUUCUUACGUUAUUGUCCUGGCUACCAUAAAGCACCAUUCUUCCCGAGCAUCCUCCAAGGCCCUUGCUACCUGUACAGCUCACUUCAUUGUUGUCUUCAUGUUCUUUGGGCCCUGCAUCUUUAUCUACAUGUGGCCACAAAGCAGCUUUCUGGUGGACAAGACCCUGUCUGUAUUUUAUACUAUUUUUACUCCUAUUCUGAACCCAGUGAUUUAUACACUGAGGAAUCAAGAAGUCAAAACAGCCAUAAGGAAGCUGAAGGAUAGGUUUCUAAAUUCGCACAAGACAACUCAUUCAUAUUACUUUUAA